AUGACGCUUUUUCACAUUUUUGCUUUGUUCUUUCUGCCUGAAGUGCUGGGCCAGGGCAGCAGCUCCCGCCCCGGUGUGGUGGUGGAGGCCCGGAACAUCACCCUCCCGGCUGGCUCUCGGGCCGUGCUUCCCUGCAGAAGCCCCAGGAUGGUGUGGACCCAGGACAGACUGAAGGACCGGCAGCGCGUGGUGCACUGGGACGUGGUCCGCAGCAGCCCUGAGUAUUCUGUAGAGAGGGUCCUGGACAUGUCCCCUGGAGCCAAGCAGCGAGUCUACAACAGCUUCAACAAGGGCCGAGUGUCUCUCUCUGAGGAGGCCUUUAACGACGGGAACUUCUCCCUCGUCAUCAACAACGUGGUUACGACUGACAAAGGAGUCUACACCUGCAACCUGCACCACCACUACUGCCAGGUCCACCAGAACAUCCAGAUCCAGCUCAACGUCACCAAAUCAGCACGUAAAGAGAGGCGGUACUGGGACGGGGAGAAGACCGUGCUGGUGGUGUUAUUGGGCAGCUCGGUGGUGCUUCCAUGUGUGAACCGGCGCCCCCUGUGGCGGGAGGGGGCACAGGAGGAGCAGCAGCAGGUGGCUCACUGGGACUACCAGGCUCCGGGAGUGAGACCAGACCGGGCCGAGCGCCUGGUGGACCUGUAUGCGUCCGGGGAGCGCAGGGACUACGGGCCGCUCUUCCGCCAGCACAAGAUGAGCAUCGACCCGGAUGCCUUCACUCUGGGGGACUUCUCUCUGUCCUUUGCGGAGCUGAGUCCCGCAGACAUCGGCCUGUACUCCUGCUUCCUCCACCACCACUACUGCGGGAUACAGGAGAGGCGCAUCUUUAGGCUCACCGUGGGACCCCCGACUGCAGCCAAGCCCUCGACCACACGGCCCCCCAUCCAGAGCAACGACCUGCCUGAACCAAGUAAGACUACAUCCAACUAUUAA
Knipowitschia caucasica is the source of this 942-nucleotide messenger RNA. The record is from the annotation of a GenBank genome assembly. Lineage: Eukaryota; Metazoa; Chordata; Actinopteri; Gobiiformes; Gobiidae.